Messenger RNA from Nerophis lumbriciformis (worm pipefish), 1557 nucleotides. The record is from RefSeq and is a predicted model, not a curated record. NCBI's taxonomy places the organism in Eukaryota, Metazoa, Chordata, Actinopteri, Syngnathiformes, Syngnathidae.
AUGGGUCUUCGGCUGCUCAAAAUCCCCACUCUGGCCUCUGCACUGUUAGCCUCUUCUGGAUUUUACCUCUACAACAGACGACUUGAUUUCAAUGACCUGAGUUUGAUCCGAUUCGGACGAGCAGCUGCCACUACUGCUGUAAUAAGCUAUGACUAUCUGACUGCUUUCAAAAAUGUGGAAUAUGGCACAGAGGAAUAUUGGGCCCUUAAAUCCAAGGUACAUCGACGUUCAGCUGAGCGUCUUCGAGACCUGUGCUGUGCAAACCGAGGUACCUUCAUCAAGGUCGGCCAGCACCUUGGUGCUUUAGAUUAUCUCCUUCCGGAAGAGUACACAUCCACACUGAAGGUACUUCAUAGUCGAGCUCCUCAGAGUAGCAUGGAAGAGAUAAAGCAGGUCAUCAAAGAGGACCUCGGCAAGGAGCUGUCAGAGUUGUUUGUUUUCUUUGAUGAGACGCCUCAGGGAGCAGCCUCCUUAGCCCAGGUCCAUAAAGCAGUGCUGCAUGAUGGGAGGACAGUGGCUGUUAAGGUCCAACACCCCAAAGUUCAAAGACAAAGCUCCAAAGACAUAUUGGUGAUGGAGGUUUUGCUGAAAGGCGUCCAUUGGCUCUUCCCUGACUUUGCGUUCAUGUGGUUGGUAGAAGAAGCCAAAAAAAACAUGCCAUUGGAGCUGGAUUUCUUGAAUGAAGGGCAUAAUGCAGAAAUCAUAUCAAAAAAGCUGGCCCACUUCACCUUUCUCAAGGUUCCGACAAUUCACUGGGACCUGUCCACUAAAAGGGUUUUGACCAUGGAAUUUGCCGAAGGAGGUCAGGUCAAUGACCGGGAGUACAUGGAGGCAAAUGGCAUCAACGUCAACGAGAUUUCAGAAAACCUGGGCAAAAUGUAUAGCGAAAUGAUCUUCUUACACGGCUUUGUUCACUGUGACCCCCACCCUGGUAAUGUGUUGGUUCGAAAGUGUCAGAAAAGCAAGAAGACAGAGAUCAUCCUACUCGAUCAUGGCCUUUAUCAGGUCUUACAACCAGACUUCAGGAUAAACUACUGCCGACUCUGGCAGGCUCUAAUUCACCAGGACAUGUCUCAGGUGGAGCGUUACAGUCGCAAACUGGGAGCUGGAGACUUGUACCCGUUGUUUGCUUGUGUGCUCACAGCUCGUUCCUGGGCUGCCGUCAACUCUGGUAUCGGUUCUGUGCCUGUCACUCAUUCAGAGGAAGUGGAAAUACGGACAAAUGCAGCUCUUUACCUACCUCAGAUCAAUGACCUAUUAAACAGAGUUCCCCGGCAAAUGUUGCUGCUUUUGAAGACCAAUGAUCUUCUGAGAGGAAUUGAAACCACUCUUAAGACUAGAGCUUCAUCAUCCUCCUUCAUCAACAUGUCACGCUGCUGCAUUCGUGCUUUGGCCAGACACAAAAGGAGUAAAAAUACGUCCAGCAGAAGACGUCUGCAAAUCACACUAACAGAGUCUUUCAACCUCUGGAGACUUAGUAUGUAUGAGUUGUUACUAUGGUUGAAGAGCUCUCUGGUGGCACGUGGGGUUUCUACUCUGCUAGCAUUUUUACAUUGA